This is a messenger RNA of Paramuricea clavata, 4750 nucleotides long. The record is from the annotation of a GenBank genome assembly. NCBI's taxonomy places the organism in Eukaryota, Metazoa, Cnidaria, Anthozoa, Malacalcyonacea, Plexauridae.
AUGGAAAAUAUGUCACGAGAGGAGAAAUUUAAAGCCAUGAAGCUGCCGGAGCUCAAAGCGUACUUACAAAAUCGAGGAAUUACGGUUAACAGUUACCUCAAACCCGGACUCGUAGCUAUUGCUUGUGCCGUCGAAGAAAUGAGUCUUCCAUUGGUUUUUCAAGUCAGCGAAGCCCAAGAACAGUUAAAUAUAAACCGUCGUUUGAGAGUUCAUGAUGUUCAGCUGCCUGAUCCUUUUAAAACGAAUGUUUUAAACGAUUUUAAGCAUUCUCCACCCUUUGGUUUGUUUGAUAUAUUUAAUCAUCUAAUAUAUCACUCGUCAGAAAAUGACAAGCAAGGCCUAGCAGCUUAUAAAUCAUACGAAAACUACCGUUUGUUUUACGAUGGGUAUGUUGAAUCAUUGUUGACUGCAUACAGGCAAGAUGCUGGUGUUCAUGUGUAUGUCAGCAAGGUUAAACCUACAAUGAAGGAGAAAACUAAAGAUGGCAAAGAGUUUUACGACUCAUGGUUUGUUUUAGAAGGAAAAGGGCCCAAUCGUGGAAGUGUGAUCAAUGCUUAUUGUGUUUGUCUUGGAGGAAGAGAUGGUGGGUGUAAGCAUGUUGCAGCUGCUUUGUAUUCACUUGAUGAUCUUCUGAAUACUAAAGGAGAGGAAAGUGUAACAAGUAAGCCUUGUCAAUGGAUUCGGAGAUCAAAGCCCGAUACAACACCAUGUGAACUAAAAGACCUACAAGUUAGGAAAAGGGGGCUUAAAGAUCACGAGACCUCAAAUAGGAAAAGGAACCGAGCCUAUACAUUUUCCCAAUAUAUUGACCAUGACCCACGUACUGUUUCGGACAGGAGCCCUAUUACACCAGAACAACUUGCCUCCCUGGUAACAACUAUGCAGGGAAUAAAGGAGAGCCCAGCAAUCUUUUCCAUUUUGGAAAAAAAUCUGUGUGGUGCAGGUACAAGUAAGGAAAUAAGCACCGAUACUUGCACAACAUCAGAUGAGGAAUCAGAACAUGGUAUAAUGGAGAAGAAGAUCAUACAACAUUUGAAAAAUAAAAACCAAGCAAAUGCAGAGAGUUUUAUGGAUGAUCUUGAGUUUACUGAGCAAGAGAUACACAAUGUCGCUUCUGUCACCAAAAAACAAUGGCAAUGUAAGCAAUGGUAUGCACACAAGAGAGGAUUUAUAACUGCCUCAAAAGCUAAGAAUGUCUAUACAAGGCAGAUUUCUGUUGAGAGAGUAAAUGAAACUGAUGCAUCUAUUCUGGUGAAAUCAUUGACUGAGAAGAAAGUUUGUUAUCCGAUAAGACAACAUAUUGUAGAAGACCCCAAAAAUCCAUUGGACUGGGGACUUAAGCAUGAAGACAGUGCAAGGAAAGCCUACUACAAAUUAGCCUGCGAACAGGAUCUCAAGCUGAAUUGAGAGCCUGCAUCCGAUGACUAAUGAAUUUGAAUAUCUGCGUCUCAAAUCGUGACGCGAAAUUCUCAUUGGUCAAAUGCUAUAAUUUAUAUGUUUCCGCUGAGCUCUAUAUAUGUCAACUGCUGAAGCACUAUGCAUAAAAAACACAUUAACUGAUCAAAUUGGUCUUGGCCGUCUUAUCUCAAAGCACGAAAUGUUCUGUUUUGAGAAAACAGUGUUUAAAACAUUUGAACUUUUGCUUGAAUAUCUUAUAUUUGGAAAAACAGUAUAAACUGUACGAUCUAAAUUUAGUUUGCACGGUCUAAAUUUAGUUUGCACGAAAGUUGUAAACAACACCAUAUAAGGAUAGACAUUCCAUAUUUGGAAAAACGAACGUUACGGGGCAGAUAUUCAAAUUCAUUAGUCAUCGAUGCAGGCUCUCAAUUCAGCUUGAGAGCCUGUUCGCAGGCUAACUACAAAUUAGAAGCAAGUAAACACAAGCAACUCACUUUAAUUUCCCAAGGCUUCAUGAUUUCAAGAACAAAGCCUUUUCUUGGGGCAAGCCCAGACAACAUUACAAGUUGUAAAUGUAUGCCUCCAUGUAAUAAUGUUGUAGUCGAGUACAAGUGUCCGUGGUCACACAAAGAUCUUGAUCCAAAAGAAGCUUUUCUGCAACCUGAAAUUGGUGGUAUUUGGCAAAAUGACAUAUUUUCACUGAAGCAAAAUUCUCGCUACUAUUAUCAAAUUCAGUUGCAAAUGCAUGUAGCAGAAUUGGAUGAGUGUGAUUUGGUAGUGUGGACACAAAAAGGCAUUUUCUGUCACCAUAUAUCUUACGCUCCCUUGUUCAUUGAGAAGAUUUGCAUCAAGCUUAAAAGAUUCUGGCUAACAAAGGUUGUUCCACACAUGAUGGAAAGUUUCCACAGUUAUUCCAAACCAUCAGGUAAGAAUUUAGUGUGAUAUAAUAGUAUCUCAUGUGUAUUAAGCCAAAAUGUCCCCUAAUGCACCCAAUAGUUGUACUGUGUAUAAUGCCAAUAUUAAAAAAAAUAAUAUUCCUUGUUAAGGAAACUGUUUGGCAUAAAUGGUUUAAUAUUACUUAACACGAUGCAUGGACAAAUAAUCUGGUUAACCCAUUGAGUAGCCUGCGUAGCAGGCGUUUAGCUGACGGCAACACCCUUUCUUCUCCCGCCCGCACUAAACGCCUGCUACGCAGGCUACCCAUUGAGUGGCAACACUCUUCCCUUGACAAGUAAAAUUAUCUGGCAUUAGACAGAGUAAAAUGGUAAUUAAGUAGGGUGCAUUAGGGCACAAGAUCUUUGCUAGUCAAAACUAUGAUUAGCUUGUUUCUCAUGUUUGUCUUAAUACAUGUACUGCCAGUAAUGGUAUUCCAUGGUAUUUAUGUCUUUAUAUAGACGAAAGACAACAAAAAAGAAAAAUGCUGACAAACAAGAUGUAAAAACAAAUUGCACGGUUGCAUCAUUGGAACAUGAGACUGGUAUUAUAAAUUAUAUUAUUUCAUUUAAUAAAUUGAAGUACAAGUGAUUGAUCCAUUAUGCCAAAGUGUGCCUGAUAAUCCAAUAUAAAAAUGAGCACAUAUGGUUAAAAAUAAUAACUGAUUCAGUAUUAAUCAGAUGGAUUUAUAUAAUGCCUUUAUUAGAUUUUGAAAAUACAAGGACAGAAAAUAAAUGUUCUGAGAAACAAAAUGUGGUGGAUACCAGUGAAAAGAUGUCAUCCUUUGCAUGUGAAACAGGUAUAACAGUUUUUACAUGUAUGUAAAGUAAUUGCCACCUGCCUUGCUCUCUCAAUGGGUUAAGUGGCAAUUCACAUUAUUUCAUUUCCUAAUUUAUAUAGACAUUAAAACUGUUGAUGUUGAACAAAUAUCGAAGGCAAACGUCAAUAGCCAGAAAAAGUCUAUGGUCUUAUUUGGAUUUGAUGUAAGGGAAGAGGACAUCUAUAGCCUGAAACCAGGAGAACUUAUAACAGAUACAAGUCUAUCUGUAAUGAUAAGGUAUAUAUAAAAUAUUAUACAAUUUAAAGAUGUUAAAGAUUAAGAAUUUUAUCAAACUUUGCAUUAAAUUUAUAUUUCAGUGAUCACUGCUGUGAAUUCCCUGUUAUUGACACUUUGUUUUAUUCAAUUCUUGUUGGAGAUCAGGACUUGAGAGUGCGAACAUCAACCAGGUUCAGAAGCCAACACAUAUUAUAUAAUAUUACCUAGUUGUUUGUCUAUAAUUGUUAUAUUGUGUAUAUUUGAUAAUUAUUUAGAUUGGAAAGGAAUCAAGCUGCAGAACAAUUUUUCAAAGCUAAUUUACUUGAAAAAGAUUAUGUGUUUGUUCCUGUCAAUAGAAGGUAAUAUAUGUCAUCUCUGUCUAAAUGCCAGACGAUUUCACUCAUCAAGAGGAGAGUACCAGUUGGCACGUAAUGGUAUAACAUCAGAAAAGGAAUAAUGUUCAUGGGAAACAUGUAGAGUUGUUUUUGUACUAGUACUAAAUAGAUUGUUUUUGUUUUGCAGCCUUCACUGGUUUCUGGUUAUUAUAUCACCACGGUAAUUUUUAAUUGUUUCAUAUGACUUGAUUGCAUAUACCGUACAUAAUAAUAUUAUUUCAAUUAGGCACAUUCUCAUACUGGACUCAUUGACCUGGGAUAUGGACAUUAGGAAAUCAGAGUUUGACUACAUUUCACGGUACAUGCUAUUGUAUGGUAUCUCAAAACAAUUUCACAGUUAAAUUGGUAGAAUUACUGAAAUGUAGUCUUUUUAUUUUUAAGAUACAUAGACUAUCUGUUUGAAAAACAAAGCACCAUCAAGAGAAUACAUCGCUCUAAUCAGAUUUUAAAGGUAGGUGCAUGUUCACUUAAUGGUGAUAAUAUGAACUUUUAAACAUGACUAUACAAAGUAUAUCUACAGUAUUCAGCAACAAAUCAAAUGCAUUCUAUUAUAUUGUAGGUCCCACAGCAAGAGAUCGAUUCGAAUAACUGUGCUGUUCAUGUAUCACUGUUUAUCAAACAUUUUCUAAAGGUAAUGUAUAAUAAAUAACAUAGCUGAAAAGUUUGCUUGACCGCGAUGGGGAUUGAACCCGCGACCUCAGGUAAAGCAAACUUUUCAGCUUUCCCGGUGUGGAUAUGUUCGCUCAGAGUAACAUCACAAACAUGUAUGCAUAACACCACAUACAAAAAUAAUAUAUGUUCUCUAAAGAGGUAUAAUUUACUAUGCUCAUUACCCAUCCUAUAAUUUAAGGAUAUUGAAAAAUAUGAAGAACAUCCAGAAGAAUAUGUUACUGCAGUGCAUAAAUGGUUUACAGUAGAGGAUGCUACAACUGAAAGACAACACUGGCACAGAACACUGCAAACAUUGUUUGAUCUACACAGAUCCUGA